Messenger RNA from Zophobas morio, 8144 nucleotides. RefSeq names its product Transient receptor potential cation channel, subfamily M (gene Trpm). Gene Ontology annotation, biological process: metal ion transport; protein tetramerization; monoatomic cation transmembrane transport. The record is from RefSeq and is a predicted model, not a curated record. Gene Ontology annotation, cellular component: plasma membrane. The transcript has 27 exons. Gene Ontology annotation, molecular function: monoatomic cation channel activity. Lineage: Eukaryota; Metazoa; Arthropoda; Insecta; Coleoptera; Tenebrionidae. Bases 166 to 5319 code for a protein of 1717 amino acids.
GAUUAGUCGGUUUUUAAACUCGCGAGGGGAUGUGUUGUUUAACAGUGUUGUCGUGUUUUUACGAUAAAUAAUUUUCGUCGCCGCAUGCCAAGAACCACAAUUUUGGAGUGGUUUGGGAAACAAUGGUAGAAACAGUGUUGUCUAGUGAAAUCACGCGCAGCCAGCAUGAGGAAGUCCAAAUCGCACGCCAAAACGCAAUCUUAUUCUUAUCUGGAUAAACCGAGAGCAAAACAUCGACGCGGAAUAUUAGACUCGUUAGUGAGUUCUUUAUCAACCUUUUUAUGGCCAGUGGCAAGCCCAUUUUCCCCAGCUCCUGCGCGGAGUUGGAUCGAAGCAACCUUCCACAAGAGGGAAUGUGCGAGGUUCAUAGCGCACACCAAAGAUGAACAAAAAUGUGGCUGUGGGCGUACUUUGGCACAACACAAAUACGAUACCGAGACUGUUGCCCAACUGGCAGGAGAAAUAUGGUUUCCCAGCAGAUGUACUGUUGCGUCGCCGACGGACGCCUAUGGAAUACUCGAAUUUCAAGGAGGACCACAUCCCUCCAAAGCUCAAUACAUCCGAGUGGCCCACGAUACGAAACCGGAACAUCUUAUGCAGCUUAUUACGAAGGAAUGGAACCUGGAACUUCCUAAAUUGCUCAUUUCCAUCCAAGGAGGGAAGGCUAACUUCGAAUUACAACCGAAACUGAAGAAAGUUUUACGCAAGGGCCUAUUGAAAGCAGCGCGGUCCACUGGUGCUUGGAUAUUCACUGGCGGCACGAAUACAGGCGUUACAAAACACAUCGGCGACGCACUGCUUCUCGAACGAUCUCAGAGGACAGGAAGGGUAAACACCCUAGGGAUUGCACCCUGGGGUAUUGUGGAAAAUAACCAAGAACUCAUAGGUCAUAACACGGAAGUGCCAUAUCACUCAAUAUCAUCGCCUAGGUCCAAGUUUGCAGCUUUAAAUAGUAGACACGCUUAUUUCCUACUAGUCGAUAAUGGGACUGUUGGAAAGUAUGGUGCGGAAAUAGUCUUGCGGCGAAGACUGGAAAAAUACAUAUCAAAACAGAGACUAUAUCCAUUUACCCAAAGUCCCAUACCAAUAGUCUGUUUAGUAAUAGAGGGGGGUACUAACACUAUCAGGGCUGUUUUAGAAUAUGUCACAGAUGAUCCUCCUGUGCCCAUUGUCGUGUGCGAUGGGUCAGGGCGAGCAGCCGACUUAAUUGCCUUCAUGUGCAAGUACGAAUUGUCGGUUCUCAAGUCCAUGAGAGAUUACAUUAUAGCUACAAUUACGAGAGCGUUUGAGGUUAAUCGAGAUUUAGCGGAGUGUUUAUACGGGGAACUGAUGCAGUGUGUUGAAAAUAAAAAUUUGAUAACCGUCUUUCGCAUAGCUGAUAAGUACGAUCAGAAACCGCAGGAACUUGACCAAACGAUUUUGACCGCCCUAUUUAAAUCCCAGCAUCUUUCGCCGACCGAACAGCUCAGCCUGGCUCUUACAUGGAACCGAGCAGAUAUAGCUCGAUCCGAAAUUUUUAUUUACGGUCAAGAGUGGCCACGUGGCGCUCUCGAAGACGCCAUGAUGAAAGCUCUAGAGCACGAUAGAUGCGAUUUCGUCAAAUUAUUAUUAGAGAACGGCGUUAGUAUGCGGAAAUUUUUAACGAUUCCUCGCUUAGAGAAUCUUUAUAACUCCAAAGAAGGUCCUAGCAAUACUUUACGGUACAUCCUGAGGGAUGUGAGGCCUCACAUUCCAGCCGGUUAUGUUUAUACUUUGCACGAUAUUGGGUUGGUGAUCAAUAAGUUGAUGGGGGGCGCCUACAGGGCUUUUUACACGAGGAGGAAAUUCCGGCCUAUUUACGCUAAAGUAAUGAACAAGGGGCAAAAUAUGCAACGAAACUCUACUUCAUUCGUAAAACAAUAUGGUAAUGCUAUGAGCUUAUUGGCUCAGGCACUUCCAUCCAACGCGAAUCCUUGCCUAUUUGAUUAUCCGUUUAACGAACUACUGAUAUGGGCUGUGCUAAUGAAAAGACAUAAAAUGGCACUCUUAAUGUGGCAACAUGGGGAGGAGGCGUUGGCCAAAGCUUUAGUAGGUUGUAAACUUUACAAAGCGAUGGCGCAUGAAGCUGCUGAGGAUGACAUGGAAACUGAGGUUUAUGAAGAAUUAAGAGCUUACGGGAAGGAAUUUGAAAAUAUAGCUCUGGAGGUUUUGGACUACUGCUACAGACAGGACGACGAUCAGACUCAACAACUCUUAACCUGUGAAUUACAGAACUGGUCAGGACAGACAUGUUUAAGCCUUGCGGUGGCUGCGAAUCAUCGAGCUCUUUUAGCUCAUCCUUGUUCCCAAAUUAUUCUUGCCGAUUUAUGGAUGGGGGGUUUACGUACAAGAAAGAAUACUAAUUUGAAGGUUAUUAUGGGACUGCUGUUCCCACCUUAUAUUUUAAAGUUAGAGUUUAAAUCCAAAGAAGAGCUGCAAUUGAUGCCACAAACAACAGAAGAACACAUGGAACUGGAGAAUGAAGACGACGACAAGUCAGAUUCGGACAAGAAUAUCGAUGGAGAACAAAAAGUGGUACGAAAACAUUAUAUUGAAUUUUACCCAAAAAAACGCACUAGAAGUUUGAGUAUGAGAAGCAAGUCUGCAAAUCCUCAAGGUGUAAAGGCCUUACUAACUGAGAAUUUUAUUCGUCGAGAGACUGUCGUACACGAAAACGGCAAAGUAUUAUCGGAUCCCGAAGACAAUAAAUACCACAUAUUCUUCACGGAUCUUCACCAAGAAAAGAUCCCCAGAAAUCGCGAGCUAAAAAUCAGUAAAAAGUUGUACGAAUUUUAUACGGCCCCCAUCACUAAAUUUUGGGCUAAUUCUAUUGCGUAUUUGAUAUUUUUGAUAAUAUUCAGUUACACUAUUUUGGUAAAAAUGACCGAAAUACCUUCGUGGCAGGAAUGGCUGGCUAUCGCUUUCUUAUGUACAUUUGGAUGUGAAAAACUGAGAGAACUCUUUUCGUCUGAACCUGUAGGAAUCAAACAAAAACUAGCCGUUUGGUGUUGGAACUUGUGGAACCCGUGUGAUAUGGCGGGCGUUUUAUUCUUUCUGAUUGGUGUCGCUCUGAGGUUUAGGUCCAGUACCUUCGAAGUCGGAAGAGUUUUUUAUUGCGUUAACAGUAUUUACUGGUAUUUGCACAUUCUUAACAUUCUCAGUGUGAACAAGUACUUAGGUCCUUUGGUUACAAUGAUGGGAAAAAUGGUAAAAAACAUGAUAUACUUCGUGGUUCUUUUAUUGAUAGUUUUAAUGAGCUUCGGAGUAACACGUCAAGCUAUUCUAUUUCCUAACCAUGAGGCAGACUGGGGAAUUGCUAGAGAUGUGUUUUUGGAACCAUAUUUCAUGUUGUACGGAGAAGUAUACGCGGAUAAAAUCGAUCCACCUUGUGGAGACGGAGAGGAUGAGAAACCGUGCCAAACUGGUCGUUGGGUUUCACCGCUGAUUAUGUCAAUCUAUCUAUUGGUGGCAAAUAUUUUAUUAAUUAAUCUACUGAUUGCGGUCUUCAAUAACAUAUUUAAUGAAGUCAACGCUGUCGCCCAUCAAGUGUGGAUGUUUCAGAGAUUCACGGUCGUUAUGGAGUACGAACAGAAACCACUACUUCCUCCACCAUUCAUCAUAUUUUGUCACAUUUACUUACUCUUUAAGUAUGUCAGACGGAAAAUGGAGGGGAAAGAAGAAAGUUACGACAAUGGGUUAAAAUUAUUUUUGGAUCGAGACGAAAUGGAGAGAUUGUAUGAUUUUGAAGAAGAUUGUGUUGAGGGCUAUUUCGCGGAACAAGAGUUUAAGUUGCAACAGUCGACUGAAGAACGCAUCAAGGUGACAACAGAACGGAUAGAACAUCUCACUCAGAAAGUAGAAGAUAUCAAUACAAAAGAAAACAUCCACACGACUGCCUUACAAAAUUUAGAGAUCAGAUGUCGACGUCUCGUCGAACAAAUGCAAGAAGUUUCCAACGACCUGGAUAAAAUUCGAUUAUCGAUGGAAAGCCAACCUCCGACGGCCGCGCCGUCGUUCGACGCGCCCUUUGUCCGCGAAAGAACAGUCAGUGAACCCGUGGAGUCUGUAAUAGAAGAUAUUCCUAAAGCCGCGACUGCACCGACAAAACGGAAGCCAAUAGUCAGAUCACUAACGGAAGUAAGACCAGACGCAUACAUAUUUGAUAAUGGACAACAUAUCGAGUAUAGAUACGACGAGGAGGAAGAGUGCAACGAAGAAAUGGAAGGUUUACCUAAAUCAGAGAGCGAACAGCCGCUCACACUCGAGAGGCAAAGAACCAGGAGCACGGACUCAAAAACUUCAAACGACUCCGCCGAAGUUUCAGCGGAUGAUUUGGGUGCUUUAAGUUUGGAAGUUUUACGCAACUGGGCGAUUCAGAAGAGGAAAGAUUCGACGGGAACGGGGCGACGCAGCUCAGAUAGCGGAAAUGCAUGUGAAAAACUCCUACAACAUUUUUCACCACAAAGCCUAUGUUUCUACCACUAUUACAGGAAAGAGGGAGAAGAGUCGGCCCAUGGAAGCAAACGCAGCUUAAACAAACGGCAACUUUCCCAUACUCAUUCAGAACCCGAAACAAGCGAUCCUCCUCCGACUGCCACCCAUCCGACGCGUCCCGUUUUGGAGCGUAGUGUCACGUUCACCGAACCGAGAAUCAAAGUCAUACCUCCAAACCUCGCAGGUGGUAGUAACCGUACAGCAAUGCUAAUGCACAUGCAUACAGAAUACACAAGCAUCACCGACGAACUUGAGAGCGUGUGCGGCCUGCUUAGCCCUCCUAGGUCGCCAGGGCUGUUAUCUCCUCCGCGACCAGAACAAUCACCUCCAAGUCAACGUAGACGCCAUCCAUCAGAAAUGUCCAAUCCAGAAAUAGCUAUCAAUUUUGAAAAAGAACAUCUACGAAGCGCCGAGGAAUGCGAUUACAUGGUAAUGGAAAAUCUCAUCCAGAGACGUUAUGAGGAAGAAGAUGAAGAUGGUGAACACACUCCUGUUAAUUCAGACUUACUCAGCGUUGUUGCCGAAACCCGUGAAUUUCGAAUCAGUACUAUUGGGUCGCGGCCCUUAGUACGAUCCAGUGCUAUAGAAAAUGACGUUCAACCUCAAACAGGUAACGAUUCGGCCGAACCUGGAGACCGCCAAGAUUCUGUUGAAUCCACUGACAUGGCAACAGCUCUUUUGAACCAACUAGCUAUGCCUCAAAGACCCUCAAUAGUCAUGGACUCGUCACAGCUACCUAUCCAAAGAGAAGUUCAAAAGGCUGAUUCUACAAAUAGUCUUCAUAUGCAAUCGGAGACUAUGUGUUAAUUCUAUUCGUCUUUCGGUGUCUUUCUUCACGUAAACUUCACUCUAAAUAGCGAAUGGUCACGCGUAAGGUAUUCAUAUCACUACUGCACUUUCUUUUGUACUGUUUGCCUACUUGUAAUAACAAUUUUAUAAUGGUAUAUACACUGUGUCCAACUCAUUGUACGUAAGGCAACGUAGAGUCAAGCAGGAGUAGAUUGUAGGCUAGUAAAAAACCAGUAAAAAUUCGUAACAAUGAAAUUGGGUGCAUUAAAUCCAGUGCUAAAAAAAAUUUGUAGACACUAAUAAUUUUCAAUGUUCUUAUUUUUUUUUAUCGUUCCUGACCUAUUAUUUGCCAAAGAUAUUAACUUUGAUAAACUCUGAAUUUAUUAAUGUAAUUAUUUUAAAUUGUACAGAUAAUCCCGAUCUUCCUAAAUAAUGUAAACAAUAAUGUGAAUUUUUAAUUUGUGAAACUCAUUUGCUAAAAAUUGUGAUCAUUUGCACUGAAUGAAACAGCAUCUCAGUAAAAUUAUGUCAUUUUGUCUAUUUAACCAGUGCAAAUGUUCAGUAGCGGCAUUUAAGUAGUGUGUUCUGGUUAAUACUUCAGAACUUUUAAAUGUGUUUGUGUUCCGUAGAUAAUUCCAUUAAACUUAGCUUAGUUACAAUUAUCCAAAAUUAUUCGUAUUAGUAGUUAUAGUGCUUAGUUGACCUUAGAAUUCAAAUUUCUUGUGAAACGAUUAACACAUUGGAUUUAGAAAGUUAUACACAAAUCGCACUUUUUUUAAUUUUAAUGACAAACCAACCGGGUGAAAACUUGGCUACUUUUUACAAAGUAUACACAAUUUUGUUGUAUAAAUUUACGUACAAGUCAUGCAGCUAAUUUUAUCGAUAUUUCAUUAAUGUAAAACUAGCGUUUUUUUUUUUUAAUUACUACUACAAAAAAGUAGUAUGUCGUAAAGAUUAUUUUAUAGAUAAAACAGAUAGAUAAUGCUACAAUUUUAAUUUAUAACAUUCUAAAAUUAAUUUUAAUAUUACCAGUAAUACAAUAUCUCGUAUCUGACAGUCUUUCAAAAAACGGUACAGUUGGGAGCACGAAAUAUUUUAUGCGUUAAUUUUCCUAGUUUAAUUGUAUAAAAAGUCAGGCGUACAUGGAUGUAAGUAAUUAGCCAACUGAGAUAACUAGAAGCAUUAACUAUGCCGUGCUCCCAGUUGUACCAGCAAUACCUCCAACAUCUUAACCUAACUUUUCACUUGAUAGUGAAGCUUGAUAAUUGAAUUUCAAUUAUUCGUCAAUUUGUUGUUUGAAUAUAUAUAGUGUAUUUUGCAAUUUCUGAUUUCUAAAAACUUUCUUUAUUUCCCACUGAAACAAUUGUAGUUUCCCGGCUAUUGUAACAUUACAAAAUUUAAAUUCGUGUUAAUAUAAUUUCUGGUUAAACCGAAAAAGGCACUGCCAAUUUUAUCACACACUUAAAAUACCUUUUUAAUCGCUUUACAUAUUUUUUUAUGUACAAAGUCUUGAGUAACGUGAACGUUCUCGAUUAAAAUGAUCCAGCCUAUAUUUAUAAGCAGAGUUAAAAAUAAGUGUUGUUCUAAGAAUUGUAAAUACUUGAAUUAACGAGUUGUAAAUUAGUUCAGCGUUCGAAGUUAACUCAAUACUGCAGAAUUAAUUAAUUUAAAAUAAAUAAUUUAAUUGUUAAAUUAAUUAAUGAACAUGAAACUAAAUGAAUUAAGAUCACGCCUGUUUCGUUAUCAAGUUAAAUUCGAUUAAUUUUUUUAUCACGGGACGUGCAACCUUAAAAAGGAUGUUUGCAACCAUUUUUUAUUUCUUCUCAAUGGUAGGUAGCUAUGGCAUUCUUAUAAUUUUCAUGAUAAAUUAUAAAAAUGUCAUUAACUACAGUUAACACCCUAAAGCAAAUACUUCUAAAUGCAUUGUGUUGUUAAUCGUUUUUCAUAAUUAAAAUUUCAAGAGUAAAAAAACACCAAGUAAUCGGAAAUUAUAUUUUUGCUAACAAUUAGAUAGAAACUAAAGAAAAAUGAGUAUCACUCAUUCAUCUCAUCUCUUUUCUUUUCUUGUGAAAUAUUAGUUAUUAUAUAUUCAAACGAUUUCACUCGUGUAUUAAUUUUUUUUCUCUUUAAUAAACAUGAUAAAUAAUUCAGAAUUUCGCAAGGAUUGAAAUUGUAGGAACUGGGGUCAACUGUGCUUCAACUAAGUAACUUUUAUUCUCAUGAUUGUGAUAUUUUAAAAAAUCUAGAUUUCUUUAAUUUAAACGAACUUUCGUAAAUACAAUCGACAAUAUCAAUAGUCGCAACUAAAAUAUAAAAUUUCCCUUGAGAACGUUCUUACCAUUUAUCAGACCAAAUAAACUUCACGCAGUCGAUUUUAUAUUUAAGAUGCGACGCUGUAGUCUUUAAAGGUGUAAAAACUUUUGUUUCUUGGAAUCUGUACAUAGAGAUGGGGAGUAAUUUUAUAAUGUAAAUCUAUGGAACAAUCAAAAUCCCCGAUCUUUUUUAACCGAGGUUUGUACAUACAGUCAUUGAUAUUAUCAGUAGCUCAAAAUGUAGUGCUCAAAUUUGGUGAUUACAGCAAUAUUUUUUAUUUUUAAACUCUAGUGUGUCUCCUGUAAUUCUAAGAACUAUCUGUGUAAUAAUGCGUAACAACCCCAUAAAAUUAAUAAUGUAGUCAAGAGUUUUUAACCUACGUCUAUGUUUAAGAAAAUAAACACAGAUUUUUUUAAGAACAUAUCAGCGUUAUAUAAAUAACUGGAAUUUUACGAUUGUGUAAGUUUAUGUUACCAAAAACUGUAAUUGUUUGUUUGACAAGUCACACAAAAUAAACGAAGUGGUGUUAA